This is a messenger RNA of Ostrinia nubilalis (European corn borer), 1011 nucleotides long. RefSeq names its product brachyurin-like. The transcript is spliced from 5 exons. The coding region runs from base 32 to 916 and encodes 294 amino acids. Lineage: Eukaryota; Metazoa; Arthropoda; Insecta; Lepidoptera; Crambidae. The record is from RefSeq and is a predicted model, not a curated record. Gene Ontology annotation, molecular function: serine-type endopeptidase activity. Gene Ontology annotation, biological process: proteolysis.
UUGGGUAAUUAAUUAGUUGGAUCCGGUGAAGAUGAUGAAAUUAUUGGUUGUUGUUCUGGCAGUCGCCGCCGCAUACGGGGAGGAGAUCCCUGCGGCUUCGACCAGCGCCUAUGGGUACCUGGCCAACUCUGUGGCGCAUGCUGAGAAGCUGCGAGCCUCGGAGGAGACCUACCUCGCCCAGCAGAGGAUCGUUGGUGGCCUGCCCGCUAACCUUGGACAGUACCCGUACCAGGCUGGUCUCCUGAUUGACAUCAUCGGUUUGGAGGGUAGAAACGGAGUGUGCGGCGGUUCCCUAAUCAGCGCGAACCGCGUGAUCACCGCUGCGCACUGCUGGUUCGACGGCCAGAACCAGGCCUGGAGGCUCACCGUCGUGCUCGGCUCCGUCACCCUCUUCACCGGCGGCAACAGGCAGCUGACCAGCGAAAUCGUCGUCCACCCCAGCUGGUUCCCUCUACUGGUCCGCAAUGACGUCGCUGUCAUUUACUUGCCCAACAGCGUUGCCUUCUCCAACACCAUCUCCCCCGUGGCCCUGCCGUCUGGCGCCGAGAUUGAAGAAAACUUCGCUGGCUCCGCUGCCAUCGCUUCUGGAUUUGGACUUACUGUUGACGGUGGUUCCAUCAGCCAAAACCAGUUCUUGAGCCACGUGACCCUGAGAGUGAUCACCAACUCCGUGUGCCGCCUCCUGUUCCCCUUGGUCCUGCACGACACCAACAUCUGCACCAGCGGCAUCGGAGGCGUCAAUGGCGUCGGCACUUGCCAGGGCGACUCCGGCGGCCCUCUCGUCAUCAACAGGGAGAACCGGCCUCUCUUGAUCGGUGUGACCUCCUUCGGAAGCGCCUUUGGUUGCCAGGCCAACUUCCCCGCUGCCUACGCCAGAGUCACGUCAUACAUCGACUUCUUCAACCAGAACCUCUAAACGAAUCCAACGAAAUAUGUUAUGGAGAUGGAAUUUGAAAUGCAAGUUGCAAACUGAUACGGCUAAAACAAAGCAAUAAAUUGCGAUUAAGUUAA